UCAUUUACACACACCAGAAUCUACAUUUGACUUAGACUACCACUUUCUACUUUUUAUCAUUGCUUAACUGCAAAAUGCAGACGGUCCCUGCAGCGGACGUGACGGUUGAACUGGACGCACUAAUACAGUCUGUUGAACUUGACCCGUGCGGUACGAGUCGUGCCACUAAAAGCUUCACGUUUUGAUAACACAAGUAGCUAGGCUAGCUAAUAUCUCCGUUACAAACUAACAGCGCUGCAUGACACAGGCUACAGCCGUUAAAUAGGUCUGUGUGUCAGCACGGCUCGGUCCGUAUAUUUCCGGGUGGUACGAGGCUGCUCCUGUAACGUUCCAUCCCGGCUAUCCUCUGUUGGUUCAGCCUCCCUCGUCCAUCCUCCAUCCUCCAUCCUCCAUCCGGCCACAACAACAGCUACCGGAGGCCGGGACACAAACAAAACCAGCCGAACGGUUAUUAACCGAGACAGUUGUAUAAUUGAUGACUUAUAGCUGAAAGCCAAAGCGAGGGAAGCAGUACGGCCAGGAGUUAUGGCUGCGUCGCUUCUCUUCGAGACCGACAUCAGACACCGGUCCAUGGCGGAAGAGGAUCCGAACGGGAAUGAGCACGGGGCGGCUGCACGCAGCGCGGCGCCUCGCUGGGGACCGCAGCACGCCGGGGCCCGACAACUCGCAAGGCUCUACUCUCCCGGAAAGCGGCUUCAGGAGUGGGUGUGUGUGAUUCUCUGCUUCUUCCUUUUCAUCAUCAACUUCUCCUUCCUCAUCCUGCACUUCUCCGCCGUGCACAUCUACAAGAUCAUCCUCGGCAUCGUCCUGGGAAUAGUGACGGCAGACUUUGCAUCGGGGAUGGUGCACUGGGGGGCGGAUACCUGGGGAUCUGUGGACAUCCCUGUUAUUGGCAAGGCAUUUAUUCGUCCAUUCAGGGAGCACCACAUUGAUCCAACCGCCAUCACUCGCCACGACUUCAUUGAAACCAAUGGCGACAACUGUAUGAUACCCAUCCUUCCACUGGCUCACAUGGCCUACAAGUUCCUCACACACACACCAGAGGCCUUGAUGGCGUCCUAUCCGUGGGACUGCUACGUCUUUGCCCUGGCGGUUUUUGUGACGCUGACCAAUCAGAUUCACAAGUGGAGCCACUCCUACUUCGGCCUCCCGUGCUGGGUCACACUGCUCCAGGACUGGCAUCUGGUGUUGCCACGGAAACAUCACCGCAUCCACCAUGUUUCUCCGCACGAGACAUACUACUGCAUUACUACAGGUUGGUGUAACUAUCCUCUGGACCAGCUGGGCUUUUGGAGACGAAUGGAAGAAUUGAUCCAACGACUUACAGGGCAGAAACCACGAUCUGAUGACCUGGCGUGGGCCAAGAAGACCGACAGAUGAACACUCAAAAACACGGACGGAUGGAUGGAUGGAUGGAUGGACGGAUGGAUGGAAGGAUAGACGGAUGGGCUUGCGAAUGCAAACUCAGAAACAGGGACGGAUGGGGAAAAACACGCUCUCAGAAUAGAGCUUUCUGCUUUCUAUGUAAUACAAACAUUACAUGCAUGUGUGGUUACACACAUACACACACACUCUGUCUCUCAUGUCGCUUCUGGCUUUUUUUUGCUAAAGAGCAAACAUUCAAAGAAGCUGUUUGGGGAAAAAGCGUCUACCAAGCUUUAAACGUGCGAGGUGAAAACAUUACCAGAUCAGAACCUAACUCUGCCGUAAUAGCCAAUCAGAUUGUAGUCCUGUUUAACCAAUGAGGUGUCGUGGUAUGUAGGUGUAACAGGUUUCUGGAGGUUGGGCUCUCCAGGAGGGACACCACGCUACCUGUUGAAGGCAGCUUCUUACACCACACACACAUACACACAUGCACACGUGCACACAAACUAGCAUGAAAGUUACACGUUCAGUCACUAUCUCUCCUGAUUUCUUCUUGUCUGUUUUUUUUUUUCUUCAAGCCAAUCCUAGAAACAUCAACACCCUCUGUAAAUGGUCAUGACUGUUUCCUCACACAGAAAUGUGAAAAUGUGAAUGUGUGCUUUAGAUAAAACAUUCAGACCUGUGCUUGAUUAUCUCCACAUGCAAGACAACGUUUGGAGGACAAACAUGUAAAAAAAA
Molecule: messenger RNA, 2103 nt
Organism: Etheostoma spectabile (orangethroat darter)
Lineage: Eukaryota; Metazoa; Chordata; Actinopteri; Perciformes; Percidae
Gene: peds1a
Product: transmembrane protein 189
Exons: 6
Coding region: 526-1380 (284 amino acids)
Molecular function (GO): oxidoreductase activity
Source: RefSeq, a predicted model, not a curated record